AUGGGCUCAAUCGAUCAAUGGCCGCAGAACGGUAUUAGGAUUGCUAUAGAUCGAGGUGGCACCUUCACAGAUGUCCACGCGUACGCGACAAAUGCGAAGGAAAGCGAACUCGUGUUUAAGCUGCUUUCCGUUGAUCCCCACAAUUACAAAGAUGCCCCAACAGAAGGUAUCAGACGAGUUCUCUCCCAUUUUCGGGGCAAGCCAGUCCCUAGAGACGAGGCUUUGGACAUAUCAGAUGUCGAAUCCAUCCGCAUGGGGACGACAAUCGCAACGAAUGCACUACUUGAGCGGCAAGGCGAACGAGUCGCCUUGCUCACCACGAAAGGAUUCCGCGACCUCCUGGUAAUCGGAAACCAAGCACGCCCGCACAUCUUUGACUUGAGUAUCCAGAAAUUACUGAACCUGUACGACAAAGUCGUUGAAAUAGAUGAGAGAAUCACCAUGGAGGAGUUCUUAGAGAACCCAGAGAAGAAGGCUGUCGAUAUCACACAGGAUGAUGCUCUUGCAAUGAGCGUUACGGGCGAACCAGUCAGAAUUUUGAAGAAGCCCAAUCUGGAGGCCGUUCGAACGCAAUUGACACAGCUGCAGGCAGAGGGAUUUAGUAGUUUGGCCCUCUGUUUGAUCCAUUCGUAUAUGUAUCCCCACCACGAGCGAGAAAUUGCACAGCUUGCUCGUAGCAUGGGGUUUGAGGUGUCCGUAUCAUCCGAACUCCAGCCAAGCAUCAAAAUGGUGUCAAGAGGAAACUCGGCAACGGCCGAUGCUUACCUUUCGCCAUUGAUUCGACGAUACGUUAAGAGCUUUAGUACCGGAUUUCAAGGUGGUAUGGAUGCAGUUGCUGCAAAGCUGCUAUUCAUGCAAAGCGAUGGUGGUCUUUGCUCGUGGCAAAACUUCUCUGGUCUGCGUGCAAUUCUCUCUGGCCCAGCGGGAGGAGUGAUUGGCUACGCGCGAUCUUGCUACGACCCGGCCGACAAGACUCCUGUCAUUGGUCUGCAGGCGCACAUCCUGGUCCAGUAUGCUAUCGGAAAGGAGGUCCAUUGA
Messenger RNA from Phaeoacremonium minimum UCRPA7, 1038 nucleotides. RefSeq names its product putative hydantoinase b oxoprolinase protein. The record is from RefSeq and is a predicted model, not a curated record. Lineage: Eukaryota; Fungi; Ascomycota; Sordariomycetes; Togniniales; Togniniaceae. Gene Ontology annotation, molecular function: 5-oxoprolinase (ATP-hydrolyzing) activity. Gene Ontology annotation, cellular component: cytosol. Gene Ontology annotation, biological process: glutathione metabolic process. Bases 1 to 1038 code for a protein of 345 amino acids. The transcript has 4 exons.